Molecule: messenger RNA, 889 nt
Organism: Drosophila kikkawai
Lineage: Eukaryota; Metazoa; Arthropoda; Insecta; Diptera; Drosophilidae
Source: RefSeq, a predicted model, not a curated record
CAUCAUUCGUAAGUCAACUGUGCAGCAAUAUGAAGGCUAUAACGCUUUGUCUUUUGGUCUUGGUUUCGGCCACCUGCGUGCUUACCACUCGGGCAAACUCGAUUGAAACAGGCGAAGAAACCUUUGACUUGGACGAUGACUUUGACUUUGAAUUCGAACUGAAUCAGGUGCUGGACGAAUUGGAUAAUGACAAUGACUAUAUGGAUGUAGAGGACUUUGGCUUUAUUCGCACUUGCAGGAAAAUUCUUCGCAAGGCUCUGAAAACGGUUCGUGGCACAAACUGUAUUAUCAAGGAGGUAACCAAUAUUCUGAGCUCCUGUACAACCUAUUUGGAUGACAUUGAUGCCUGCGGCACCGCUGUACCCAAGGAUGUGGCCAAGAUUGUGAAGAAUGUCAAGGACAUGAUCAAGAUCUGCAAUGAUAUACUGCAUCUGCAUUCGAAAUUGUGUGCCAAGGAUAAGUCCGUGGGGUCGGUCGUCAAGAACUCUUCCAAAUGCUUCUGGAAACUCUUCAAGGCCACCAUGAAGCUGACCAGGAAGAUCAAUAAGACUCUCAAGCUGAUUGCCAAGUUGCCAGCUGAUACUGGCUCCUGCUUCAUGAAUGCCACCAACAAUAUCAAGGUCUCGUUCAACUCCUUUCUGCCCAACAUCAACGUCUGUAUUGAGUCUAUGUGAAAACGUUAAAUAGAUUUUUCAUGGGGGAUUCCUAUAAAAGUUAGAGAAUAUAACCUCUAAAAGCAACUUUUUAAAAACGAUUUGGUUAAGGUUUGGGCGUCAUAAUACAAGAAUUUUAGAUACUUACCUAAUCAAUGUGGUGAGCCUAAACAUUUAUAUACAUAAGUUCUCAUGUAAGUUGAAGAAGUUUUGAAUUAUUAAAGGUCUCAAACUGA